GACAGCCAGCCCCCAUCAUGGUCUCCAUGGGACUCCAGCUGCUGGGCUACGCCGUGGCCUUCCUAGGCUACAUCGGCACGCUGACGACCACGCUGCUGCCCAGCUGGAAGACCAGCUCCUACGUUGGCUCCAGCAUUGUGACAGCCGUGAGCUUCACCAAGGGGCUGUGGAUGGAGUGUGCCACAUACAGCACGGGCAUCACCCAGUGCGACAUCUACAGCUCCCUGCUCAACCUGCCCACCGACAUCCAAGCAGCCCAAGCCUUGAUGGUGAGCUCCUGCACCGUCUCCUCCCUCGCCUGCCUCCUCACCAUUGUGGGCAUGAGGUGCACCGUCUUCAGCCAGGGCUCGCCAGGCAAGGACCGGGUUGCGGUGGCAGGCGGUGCGGUCUUCAUCCUCGGAGGGUUGCUCUGCUUCAUCCCACUGGUGUGGAACAUCCACAUGGUGCUGCGGGAUUUCCGUAAUCCUGUUCUCCCUGACAGCAUGAAGUUCGAGCUUGGGGAGGCACUUUACCUGGGCAUCAUCUCCUCCCUUCUCUCCCUCGUUGGCGGCUUCAUCCUCUGCACCUCCUGCCCUGCCCGGGACCCAACACACCUAUGGAAGCACCUAUAUGGAAGCCCCUACCAGCCCCGGCUGCUGGCAGGCAAGAGCCCCCAGCCCUCUGUCAGCCAGACACAGAAGACCAAGAGUGAGCUCAACUCCUACAACCUGACGGGAUACGUGUAG
Molecule: messenger RNA, 725 nt
Organism: Cariama cristata (Red-legged seriema)
Lineage: Eukaryota; Metazoa; Chordata; Aves; Cariamiformes; Cariamidae
Product: claudin-2-like
Biological process (GO): bicellular tight junction assembly; calcium-independent cell-cell adhesion
Cellular component (GO): bicellular tight junction; plasma membrane
Molecular function (GO): structural molecule activity
Source: RefSeq, a predicted model, not a curated record